Messenger RNA from Ictidomys tridecemlineatus (thirteen-lined ground squirrel), 1291 nucleotides. The record is from RefSeq and is a predicted model, not a curated record. NCBI's taxonomy places the organism in Eukaryota, Metazoa, Chordata, Mammalia, Rodentia, Sciuridae.
CCCGGGGGCCUUAGUGCCAGCUGGAGGGGCUGGGCACUAUGCCCUGCCGGGCCAGCUUUCUGGGGGCGGGGUUCUGAUCCACCCGCCCCCCGGUGCGGACUGUGCCCGGGCGGGCUUGCGGACCAGCAGGGCAGGGUUAGGGCCGGGCUUCUCUGGGCUAAGGAUCAAGGUCCUUGCCUGGGUUAGGCCCCCACGCAUUCCAGUCUUCGAUCCCGGACUCUGAAGAGGGCGCAGUAGAGCUGUAGCGGAGCACGAGAACCUGCGUCACCUCCGCGGAGGUGGGACCUAUUGUGUCUCCGCCCUGGGCGUGUCACCUGAAUUUAGAGUCACGCCCUCAACGUCCAAGCCUCUCCACCGCAAUCUUUCCGGGCGGAAGUGUAGAAGCCCCGAGAGGGACUCGGCGGAAGUGGCUGCUUUACUGCAAGUCGGUGCGCAUGCGUCAUUUUGCCCCGGUGGAGCUCUUCAGCCUGAACACUUUUCCUGUCUCCUUUUCUCCACGCGAGGGGGUGCGCGAACCCCCAGUCGUGGCUGUGUGGUCAGCACUUCUCUGGUCUCUUGGCCCCCUCACGAUGGCGGGCAUCCUGUUUGAGGAUAUUUUCGAUGUGAAAGACAUUGACCCGGAGGGUAAAAAGUUUGACCGAGUAUCUCGACUGCAUUGUGAGAGUGAAUCUUUCAAGAUGGACCUCAUUUUAGAUGUAAACAUUCAAAUUUACCCUGUAGACUUGGGUGACAAGUUCCGAUUGGUUAUAGCUAGUACCUUGUAUGAAGAUGGUACCCUGGAUGAUGGUGAAUACAACCCCACAGAUGACAGGCCUUCCAGGGCUGACCAGUUUGAGUAUGUAAUGUAUGGGAAGGUGUACAGGAUUGAGGGGGAUGAAACGUCUACUGAAGCAGCAACACGCCUGUAAGUUCCGCAGUCUGCUCUGCCUAUGUGUCCUACGGGGGCCUGCUCAUGAGGCUGCAGGGUGACGCCAACAACCUGCAUGGAUUUGAGGUGGAUUCCAGAGUUUAUCUGCUGAUGAAGAAAUUGGCCUUCUGAACCUCGAAGGAUGCCAGCCUGCUCUUGGUCACUCAGGUUGUGGACAUUGUUCAAACCUGAGUAGAAGUUGCUGUUGUUCACCUGUUAAGGAGGAACUGGUUUUCUGCCCACUGUUGGUGCAUCUUUAGCUAGUCUGAACUCAGUGGGAAACUGGCUUGCCUGUGAAAGACCCAAUGGGAAAGCUUGAAGUGAAUCAGAAGUUAUUUUGUGUAUAUAUGACUUUUUAAUUAAACUUUACUUUUUCAGACUCCC